AUGGGCCAUCGUGUCGCCGUGGAGAGGAUUUUGCGACGGCUCGCAGAUUACCCUUUCUUUCCGCAUCUCUUGGACUCAGGGAAGAAAGCCACGUACUCGUAUAUAAUCCUCACAUUACUUGGACCAAGUCUCAAUAAGAUACUAAAGUAUGUAACUGUUCAAGUUUGUCACCCUCGACCUUCAAUGUCAGGUCAUGUACACAGUACUUUAUGCUUCAGACUCUAUGGGAAAGUUUGUAGUGUUUCCACUCAAGUGAGAGUGGGAAUUAAUGUGCUAUUUGCACUCAAACAGCUUCAUGACAUUGGUUUCGUACAUCGUGAUUUGAAGCCAGGAAACUUGGCAGUUGGUCCUGUAGGCACGCCACAGUUCCGACUGAUACAUAUGUUUGACUUUGGUCCUCGCCCCUCGCAAGACAAUAAGAAGAUGGCAGCCCACAUAAAAUGCGGGGCCGUUCCACGAGUCCACUUCAGUAGCCUCACUUCACUAUUCAGACCACAGAUAUGUAUGAGACAUCGCACAAGUAGGGGAACGCUCCGCUAUUGCUCGAUUAACUGUCACGAAAAGGGAGAACAAGGACGUGACGAUGAUUUAUGGUGUUAUUUGUAUAUGUUGAUUGAGCUUCGAGGACCAUUACCGUGGGCAAUUAAUAAG
This is a messenger RNA of Ostertagia ostertagi, 651 nucleotides long. The record is from the annotation of a GenBank genome assembly. NCBI's taxonomy places the organism in Eukaryota, Metazoa, Nematoda, Chromadorea, Rhabditida, Trichostrongylidae.